Messenger RNA from Erythranthe guttata (spotted monkey flower), 2791 nucleotides. RefSeq names its product Translation initiation factor 2, small GTP-binding protein. Gene Ontology annotation, molecular function: GTP binding; GTPase activity; translation initiation factor activity. Gene Ontology annotation, biological process: translational initiation. NCBI's taxonomy places the organism in Eukaryota, Viridiplantae, Streptophyta, Magnoliopsida, Lamiales, Phrymaceae. The record is from RefSeq and is a predicted model, not a curated record. Gene Ontology annotation, cellular component: cytoplasm.
AAAAGUCUAAAUAAAUCAGAAAUGAAUUCCAAAAAAUAAAUCCCCAAACCAGAACUCGAGGGUCUCGACUCAGUCCGGAUUCCUUUCCCGGGCUUCCCCUCCGUCAAUCUCCGCCGCCGCGCCCCGUCAAUAAUAUCGCCCAACCGCCGUAACGCAGCUCCUCUAGGUCGUUAACUUAAACCAUUAUCCACCAAUUACUCGACAUCAGAAAAUUUGUAGAAAUAAAAGCCCAAGCGAUUCAUGUUUUAUUUUUGAAAUAUCUUAGACUGAAACUGGUAGAUAUUGGCAUCUUCAUCAAUGGCGUGGAGAGCUUUGGGGAGAAAGGGCGUUCCUGCUAGCGUUUCGAAAGCAUGGACCGUAUCAUCCAAAUAUUCAGUUGCAUCAUGUGGAGUUCAAGAUUCUGCUAAAGCACUAUCUGCUGCGGUCAGACAUUUGCACGGAUUUUGCCCUGCUGCAGCAUUACCAACGGCAGAUAAAUAUCUCACUUUUUCAGGAGAUAGAUUGUUAAUUAGGUGUUUCCAUGCAACUCCAGAGCUUCAGAUAAGUUUUACGGGAGAUAAAUCCGCGGGUAUGAAGUCCAAGAACACGAAAGGGAAAUUCUCAAAGAGAAAGAAAGAGCCUAAACUUGCAGUUGAAACCCCUUAUGUGCCUCCUAGGCUAAAAAGAGCUGCAAAGUCUUUGCCAGAUAAAACGAUUGAAAUAUUUGAAGGCAUGAGCAUUUUAGAGCUUGCCAAGCGUUGUGGAGAGUCUACAACUACUAUUCAGAAUAUUAUCAUAAAUGUUGGGGAAAAAGCUGAUUCGGAGUUUGAUGCACUCAGCACUGACAUUGCAGAGCUGGUCGCGAUGGAAGUCGGAGUCAAUGUCCGUCGGCUGCACUCAGACAAAGGUGUCCGAAUGGUACCACGCCCUCCAGUAGUAACAGUCAUGGGCCAUGUUGACCAUGGCAAGACAUCUCUACUCGACGCCCUCCGCCAAACAUCCUUGGCCGCCAAAGAAGCCGGCGGUAUAACACAGCACCUAGGUGCCUUCGUCGUCGGCAUGCAAUCAGGUGCCUCCAUCACCUUCCUCGACACACCCGGCCAUGCCGCCUUCAGUGCCAUGCGAGCAAGAGGUGCAGCAGUCACAGACGUGGUGGUGCUUGUGGUGGCGGCAGAUGACGGUGUGAUGCCCCAAACCCUAGAAGCCAUGUCACACGCCAAAUCAGCCAACGUCCCAAUUGUUGUUGCAAUAAACAAAUGCGACAAAACAGACGCAAACCCUGAGAGAGUAAAAGUGCAGCUCGCCUCCGAAGGGUUGCUGCUGGAGGAGAUGGGCGGAGAUGUGCAGGUGGUUGAAGUUUCUGCGGUGAGCAAAAGCGGGCUCGAUACUUUGGAGGACGCUUUGCUGCUCCAGGCUGAGAUGAUGGAUCUUAAAGCACGCAUUGACGGUCCAGCCCAAGCUUAUGUGGUCGAGGCAAGGGUUGAUAAGGGGCGUGGGACCCUCACUACUGCAAUAGUGAAGGCGGGGACUUUAGUUUGUGGGCAGCAUGUUGUGGUGGGUUCUGAGUGGGGGAGAAUUAGGUGUAUUAGAGACAUGGCUGGAGAGAUGAUUGCACAGGCUACACCUGCCAUGCCUGUUGAGAUCGAAGGUUUGAAGGGUCUUCCUAUGGCGGGUGACGACAUUGUUGUAGUUGAGUCUGAGGAAAGGGCGAGGAUGCUCAGUGAAGGAAGGAGGAAGAAGAAGGAUAAGGAUAGACUUGUGAAGCUCGAUGAGGAGAGGCAGAAACUGGAGGAGGAGAUGAAAGUUCCGGAAGAUGAAGAGAAUGAGGACGAAGAUGACAAGGCUAGGAGGGAUGAAAAGUCGAAGAGGGUUGAAGUUCCGAUUAUCGUGAAAGCGGAUGUGCAGGGCACUGUCCAAGCUGUCAGCGACGCGUUGAAGACUUUGAACAGUGCACAGGUUGUUGUAAAGAUCAUUUAUGCAGGAGUUGGGCCGGUUACACAGUCCGAUGUUGACAUGGCACAAGCUUGUGAUGCGUGUGUUGUCGGAUUCAACGUUCGCGAUCCUCUAGGUGCAGUCAGCCAGUCGGCUAGUCAAGCCAAGAUAGAGAUAAAGUUGCAUCGAAUAAUCUAUCAUCUAUUGGAGGACAUUGGUAAUAUGAUUGUCGAAAAAGCUCCCGGAACACUGGAGACAAAGGUGGCCGGAGAAGCUCAUGUGCUGAGCAUAUUUGAGCUAAAGGGGAGGAGCAAAGCUAAGGGAGAUGAUGUGAAGAUUGCAGGCUGUAGAGUAAUUGAUGGUCGUUUCACGAAGUCGGCGACUCUGAGGAUUUUGAGAAGCGGGGAAGUUGUGUUUGAAGGGUGCUGUGCUUCUCUGAAGAGGGAGCAGCAAGAUGUGGAGGCGGUGGGUAAAGGGAAUGAGUGUGGGCUUGUGAUUCAAGAUUGCUCCAAUUUUCAGGUCGGAGAUGUUAUUCAGUGCUUGGAGAAAGUUAAUCGGAAGCCCAAGUUUGUUUCUUCGGAGAGUGGUGCUGUUCGAAUCGAGUGCUGACCUUUCGUUCCUUCGGAGCAUUUUUUGUCGAUAAACUAAAGAGGGUUUUUUUUGUUGUUGAAGUUUUAGGGUUUUGUCAAUUGCUAUAAGGCAAUUAAUUUUUAACUUAAAAAGUCCUAGUAGGCCUUCUAUUUAUGCUCAAUACACCCUUUCUUGGAAACUAGAGAAAUUUUUGUUAGUGACUAAAUGCUUCUUUAUAUACUAAGUUUGGCUCGAAAUAGAUGUCGAGAAACAAUUUUUGCGAUACAAAUAACCGAGUGUAUGCCCUCAA